UCCAAAGCGGCCUAAAGUAUCCAAGUGGCCCGAUAAUGGCGAUAUGUGUUUCCGUUCAUGAAUCCUUCCAUCUCACGUUUUCGAGCCACGCCUCUCUCUCUCUCUCUCUCUCUCUCUCUCUCUCUCAACCCUAUGGCAUCCAAUGACGUCCACAGCCACCGCGACGAAGAGAACGGCGGCGCCACCUGUAUUGCGACUACCGAUACUCAAAACAGCUCUAAUCACCGGUCCGAUUGCAAAAAAUAUGAGAUAAUCGACAUCGAUAUCCGCUCCGAGUUCUCUCAUCACGACCGUGACGUCGCCCGUAUUAACAACGGUAGCUUCGGUUCUUGCCCUUCAUCCGUCAUCGAAUCCCAACAAUGUUAUCAGCUGCGUUUCCUUCAACAACCCGACGACUUCUACUUCAAUCACCUCAAACCCUCCAUCCUCCGCUCCCGCCAAGCAAUCAAAACCCUCAUCAAAGCCGAUCAUGUCGAUGAGAUCUCAAUCAUCGAUAACGCCACCACAGCCGCCGCCAUCGUACUCCAGCACGUCAAGUGGUCCUUCUUUGAGUCGAAAUUCAACCCUGGCGACACUGCCGUCAUGCUCCACUAUGCCUACGGUGCCGUCAAGAAGUCCGUCGAGGCUUACGUCACGCGGGCAGGUGGCCAUGUAAUCGAGGUUAAGAUGCCCUUUCCCAUAGCUUCAAAUGAUGAAAUAAUUACAGCAUUUAGAAAUGCUUUAGAAUUGGGGAAAUCUGAUAAUCGUAAAGUUAGAUUGGCUGUCAUUGAUCACAUCACUUCCAUGCCCACUGUUGUAAUUCCCGUAAAAGAAUUGGUAAAGAUGUGCAGAGAAGAAGGCGUUGACCACAUUUUUGUUGAUGCUGCUCAUGCCAUUGGGUCGAUUGAGGUCGAUGUGAAAGAAAUUGGGGCUGAUUUUUACACUAGCAAUUUGCACAAAUGGUUAUUUUGUCCACCUUCUAUUGCAUUUUUGCACUGUAGGAAUCCAGAGGUAGCGAAUUUGCACCAUCCUGUGGUAUCUCAUGAAUAUGGAAAUGGCCUAGCUAUUGAGAGUUCAUGGAUCGGCACGAGGGACUACAGCGCACAACUAGUCGUACCCGAAGCUUUAGAGUUUGUAAAUAGGUUUGAGGGUGGGCUUGAUGGAAUAAUAAAGUGGAAUCACCAAAAGGUUGUGGAAAUGGCUGAAAUGUUGGUGAAAGCUUGGGGCACUAAUCUUGGGUCACCUCCAGAGAUGUGUUCGAGUAUGGCAAUGGUUGGCUUGCCACCUUCUUUGGAGAUUACGAGCGAUUCUGAUGCAUUAAAGUUGAGGUCCCAUUUGAGGGAUUGCUUUAGAGUUGAAGUCCCCAUAUAUUAUAGGCAACCUAAGGAUGGGGAGGUGAAUCCAGUAACAGGGUAUGCUAGAAUUUCUCAUCAAAUUUACAACACCUUUGAUGAUUACUACAGAUUCCGGGAUGCUGUGAGCAAUCUUGUGAAUUGUAGGUUCACAUGUAAGCUUUUCCAAGAUUGAAAGAGAUUCUAAUGGAGAUCCGACUCCGACAGAGGAUUGGAUUGGUUUGGUUUGGUUUGGU
Cynara cardunculus var. scolymus (artichoke) is the source of this 1567-nucleotide messenger RNA. RefSeq names its product probable L-cysteine desulfhydrase, chloroplastic. Bases 58 to 1506 code for a protein of 482 amino acids. The transcript is spliced from 2 exons. The record is from RefSeq and is a predicted model, not a curated record. Lineage: Eukaryota; Viridiplantae; Streptophyta; Magnoliopsida; Asterales; Asteraceae.